GUCGCGCGUUUGUACGUCUGAAGUUUGAAACUGACGAAGGGACGAAAAAAAUAUUUAUUUAAAAGCUGACGCAAGGGCGCUAAAUACAAACGUACUAUCAAUAAAGUGUUAUUUAAAAUUCGUAUAUUUAUUAAAACAUCUUUAGAGUCAAGGGCUCCUGGUAAAUAAAAGUCUGGUGCAUUUAUUUCAUGAAAAUAAGUGAAGAGCUAGCUGCUAGCAUGCUAACUGCGCAGGUUUAGCAGCCUCGAUGAAAAAAAUUAAAUAUAUUUGUAUUUAACUGAAGAUUUAUUAAACAUUACAGCUGGGUCGAGUCUGUGAAUCACGGUAUUUCGUUUUAAGGGAUGGCACCUCGAUUGCAGCUGGAAAAAGCUGCUUGGCGUUGGGCAGAGACAGUCAAACCUGAGGACAUCACACAUGAACACAUUGAAAUAGCAUAUAGAAUUGCAGUGCCAGCGUGCAAGAGAGGGGCAUGCAGGAGGAACUGUAAAGGGAAUCCAAACUGUCUAGUUGGUAUUGGGGAACAGUCCUGGUUGGGUGAAAUUGAUGAAAAUGCCUUCCACAACAUCGAUGACCCAAAUUCAGAGAGACGAGAUAAGAACACAUUUGUAGGCCUGACGAAUCUUGGGGCGACUUGUUAUGUGAACACUUUCCUCCAGGUGUGGUUCCACAAUCUUGAGCUCCGCAGAGCCCUUUAUAUUUUUCAGAAUUCCAGAGCAGAAGGGCACAACACAGAUUCAAAUUAUGAGCCAAGGACGAUAUGUGAACAUCUACAGUAUCUGUUUGCAUUACUACAGAACAGCAACAGACGAUAUAUCGACCCCUCUGGGCUGGUGAAGGCUCUUGGGCUCGACACAGGGCAACAGCAGGAUGCUCAGGAAUUCUCCAAACUAUUCCUUUCACUUCUAGAGGACACACUAUCAAAGCAGAAAGACCCAAACCUCCAAAAUGUCAUCCAGCAGCAGUUCUGUGGACAGUUUUCAUAUGUUACAGUAUGCAACAAGUGUGGACGUGAGUCUCCACUACCAUCUCGAUUUUAUGAACUGGAACUGAACAUUCAAGGACACAAAAAUCUCACAGAGUGCAUCACAGAGUUUCUGAAGGAGGAAAAGCUAGAUGGUGAUAAUUGUUACUUUUGUGAGAGCUGUCAGAGUAAACAGAAUGCCACACGGCGAAUCAAGCUCCAGAGUCUUCCCCGCACACUCAACUUUCAGCUCAUGCGCUUUGUUUUUGAUAGGCAAAGUGGGCACAAGAAGAAGCUGAACACCUUCAUUAGUUUUCCAGAAGUUCUUGACAUGGGACCGUUUUUGGAAGGAAAAGAGGAGAAGUGCAUGUAUGAGCUCAGUGCAGUGUUGAUUCACCGUGGCGUGAGCGCGUACUCUGGCCACUACAUUGCUCAUGUUAGAGACGCUCAUACCAACGACUGGUACAAAUUCAACGAUGAGGAGAUCGAAAAAAUGGAGGGCAAGAAACUACAGUUGGGCAUUGAGGAAGACAUUGCUGAAACUGCCAAAUCCCAAACCCGAAAGCCAAAAUGUAGCAAAGGCUAUCACUGCUCGAGGAACGCUUAUAUGUUAGUGUACAAACGUCAGACAGAGGAAGGUGAUCAAACGGAAACAACCGUUGAAGUACCAGCUUUUCUACAGCAGCUGGUGGACCAGGACAACAAGAAGUUUGAGGAAUGGUGCAAUGAAAUGGCAGACAUGCGAAAACAGAGCGUUGACAAAGGCAAAGCCAAACAUGAGGAGGUGAAGGAGCUCUACGAAUUGUUACCCGCUGAGGACGACCAGUCUUAUGAGUUUGUGCCUCUGGAAUGGCUGAAGAAAUGGCUUGAUGACUCCACGGCCAUCAAGGAAAUUGACAACAGCCAUUUCCUGUGUUCCCAUGGCAAACUGCACCCAGACAAGAUCGGUGAGACCAAAAGAAUAUCCCUGAAGGCUGCCCAGGUCCUCUUCAACCGUUAUGGAGGAGGUCCCAGACUAGACCGGUCCUCUCUCUGCCGAGAAUGUGUUGCUCAGCGAUGUCGAGUGCUCAGACUGAAAAACCAACUGAAUGAAGAUUACAGAGAGGUCACAAAUCUUUCCAAAGCCUCUUUGAAAAGUGAUGAGUCGGGAUUCUGGAUCGGGAAGGCCUCUCUAAGAAGUUGGAGGCAGUUGGCAUUAGACCAGCUGGAGGAGGAUGAGGAAGAAACCAAACACAAUAACAGCAAAGUUAAUGGAGAGAAAACCAACAGCCCAGCAGCUAAAGCAGAUGGAGGUAAAGGAGAUAAGGAAGAAGGGGAUGGUGAAGAGAUGAAAAAUUUUAAUGAAGACAUUCUCUGUCAUCACGGUGGUUUGAGUAUACUCGAGUCUGAAAGGCGCCUGGUUUCUACUGAAGUGUGGAAUAAACUGCGAAUGUAUUUCCCCAGAGCUCCAGAGUUCACACACCACCACGAGCCCUGUCAACAGUGCAUGAGGUUGGAAAGAGAAGGUAAAGAGAAUGAGGCUCUGAACAGAAUGAUGGCCAGUGAGCAGAGGAGCUCACUGCUAAACCUCUUCCAGGAGAAGAACCGGCCCACACUGCAGAAAUGGCCACAGGACACAGAAGUUCUGUACAUUGUGCCACUUUACUUCGUGGAUGAAUGGAGGAAAUUUAUCAGGAGGCCAGCAAAGAGCAACCCAGUGUCCAGUGUAGGGAACAGUAUCCUGCUUUGUCCUCAUGGAGGCUUCAUGUUCACUUAUGACUCCAUGCUGCAUGGUGAUGCCCAACAUAUAGCUCUUCUCUGGCCUGCUGAAUGGGAUUUGAUCAGCAGAAUGUUUCUUGUGGACCAGGCCAUCUCCAUAUGUAGGAUUCAUGACAGAACUCAAGACAAUGGCAAUGUGCAAUACAAGACUCAGCCAGAUUUGUGUCGAGAAUGCAGAGAGGGCUUCAUAUUCCAGCAACAGAGGGAUAUGCGGGAGUAUGCACAGGCCACGGUUUACAUUAGAAAAGUCAUUGACAAGAAAACGAUGAUUAAGGAAUCUGCCCCUGAGUUCAGUGUGAGUGGGUCAGAUGUUGAGGAUGAAAGAGACGAGCCAAAGAUUGAUGGAGAGAAAGAUCCAGACUUCAGUGAGUCUGAGGUUGGAGCCAAACGUCAGAAGCUGGAUGAGACCGUCUAUCUAUCCACGGCCGUGAUGACGGUCUCCGCCAAGUCAAGCAUCAGAAGAAGCACAAGGCACAGGAAACUGCGUGGGGAGAAAGCCCUCAUUGUCUCUGCCAACCAGACACUCAAAGAGCUAAAGAUCCAGAUUAUGCAUGCAUUCUCUGUUGCUCCGUUUGACCAAAACCUGUCCAUAGAAGGACGCUGUUUAACGGACGACUCUGCCACUCUAGGAAGUCUCGGAGUCAUCCCAGAAAGCAUCAUAUGCCUUAAGGCUGAUGAACCAAUUGCUGAUUAUGCUGCAAUGGAUGAUGUUUAUCAAGUCUGUAUGCCUGAGGAAGGAUUUAAAGGCACUGGGCUGUUAGGACACUGAGGGAAGCUCCAAAUUUGAAACAAUGCUGAUAAUGUCAGAGCAAGGAUAAAGCUUGAAUUAGUCAUAGAUGUUCAUUGUUGGGAUGAAGUUGCCAUUUUUUGUUCAUUUUAUUGUUUUUUGUUUUUGAAUGUUGCAACAACUUCAAAAGUGUCUUUUUGCUAUAAAACAUCGUGCUGGCUUUUAAUAUUGAAAGAUGUUGAUGAGUUCUGCAAGAUUUUGUGGUCAUACCUACCAUGACUGUGAAAAUACGGGUCGAGAUUUCUUCAAAGGACGUUCCAUUUCGAUGGAAUUCCUUGUUGUUUUGUUGCAAUGUCAUGUUCAGAGAUUAUGGUCUGAUCAGAUUGUUUGUGUUGAACAGUAAAUCUCUGUAAAUCUUGAGACUUUUUUUGUUGAAAAGAAGCUUGUGAUGGCACUGCAAUAGAGCUCGUACAUAUUUAAGAAUGCAUGAGCAACAUAAAUAUUUAAAAAUUUUAUUUGUUUGGCUUGUGUAAAUAACCUUGCCAAAAUACAGCAGUAUAGAGAACUCUAAAAAGAUAUGGAUCAAUAGAAAACGCUUCCAAAAGUGGGAAAUAUUACUAUGUUCCUAAGUAGUUUAGACAUGUUCUGCUACUUGAAAUCUUAAGCAGGCAGUUGUGUGAACUUUUCUGUAUGUUCUUUCAUAUGGGCAAUAAAUAUUCUUUUUACAUCUUCA
Molecule: messenger RNA, 4179 nt
Organism: Myxocyprinus asiaticus (Chinese sucker)
Lineage: Eukaryota; Metazoa; Chordata; Actinopteri; Cypriniformes; Catostomidae
Product: ubiquitin carboxyl-terminal hydrolase 48-like
Exons: 28
Coding region: 342-3488 (1048 amino acids)
Biological process (GO): protein deubiquitination
Cellular component (GO): cytosol; nucleus
Molecular function (GO): protein binding; cysteine-type deubiquitinase activity; cysteine-type endopeptidase activity
Source: RefSeq, a predicted model, not a curated record